GGAUAUAUGGAAUUUGAUGAUUGGGCUAUAGAAGUCAUCGACACACCAGAAUUUCAAAGACUAAGAAACCUUAAACAAUUAGGGACUACAUAUUUUGUUUAUCCUGGAGCAAGUCAUAAUAGAUUUGAACAUUGUCUAGGAGUUGGUCAUUUAUCAAAUAAACUGUUGAAACAACUUUAUAAAAAUCAACCUGAACUUAAAUCUGGGUCAUUUGAGUCUGAUCUAAAAUGUGUGACAUUGGCAGGUUUAUGCCAUGAUUUAGGUCAUGGACCUUUUAGUCAUGUUUUUGAUAAUCGUGUUAUUCCUAAACUUAAACUUGGUCAUGAAGAGGGGUCGGUAAAGAUGUUUGAUCAUUUAAUCGACGAGAAUCAUAUUGAUUUGAAUCCAGAAGAGGUAAAACUUAUUAAAUCUUUAAUAACUGGUAAAGAUCCUUCCAGAAAUAAAUCAGAAAACAGUGGGCGUGAAUUUUUAUUUGAUAUUGUGGCAAACAAACGUAAUUCAAUUGAUGUGGAUAAAUUUGAUUAUUUAGAGCGAGAUUGUUAUAAUAUAGGAAUAAAAUCAUCAUAUGACAGCUCGCGACUAAUGAAGUUUAGUCGUGUUAUCGAUGAUCAAAUCUGUUAUAGUCAUAAGGAAUCUCAUAACAUUUAUGAGUUAUUUCAUACAAGAUAUUCCUUGCACAAAAAAGUUUAUCAACAUCCCGUAGCUACAGCAAUUGAUCAUAUGUUGGCAGACGCUUUAGUUAUGGCAAAUGAUGUUUUCAAAUUUUCAGAAUCGAUUUUUGAUCCUAUGUCAGAACUUAGAUCCAUAGCAUCUAUGAUGCUAGUAUACUGA
Molecule: messenger RNA, 831 nt
Organism: Entrophospora sp. SA101
Lineage: Eukaryota; Fungi; Glomeromycota; Glomeromycetes; Entrophosporales; Entrophosporaceae
Source: the annotation of a GenBank genome assembly